Messenger RNA from Vicugna pacos (alpaca), 2959 nucleotides. The record is from RefSeq and is a predicted model, not a curated record. Lineage: Eukaryota; Metazoa; Chordata; Mammalia; Artiodactyla; Camelidae.
GCGAGGCGUUUUCAUUUGUGAAGGGGAUUCCAAAGGGUCCGUGAAGCGGCCCUCCAAAGGAGGCAUACAGAGAGUACCUGAGGACCGUUCACUACAUCUCCCAGGCGCUGCUGGAAGACAUGGCGACCCCCAGAGGUACAGCGUCCAGCCUUGCAGCUCCUCCCGUGCUGGGCAGACUGUGGACAGCUUAGCCUUUGAUGGGUCCCAGGCCUGGGGGUGUCCUGUGUCCUCUCCACCUGGUCAUUAGCAGAAGCCAUGGUGACGGCAGGGCCCAGCUGGAGCAGGGCUGUCAGUACAAGUGAAGUUGUGUCAGUGAGGAUAAAAAGCCCAGGCAGGUAGAGAGAAGACUCUGAUGGUCCAGCCAAGAGGACAGACAGGACAGCUACACACACCAGGGCCAGAAGAAGCAGAAACUGUACCCCCGGACACGUCAAAGAUGCUGAAGCUGGCGGAGCAGUGUCUGGAGAGGGCCCAGUCAACAGCCGCCAGACUUGGGAAAACACGCCUGAAGCCAGCCAUGCCUGUGGCUGCUCCUGCCCCCUCGCCUACCAGCCGACACCGCCGAGUGUACUCGGAUGAGGGAGGCAAGCUCUCUCCAUUUCUGCCACCUGAGAUCUUCCAGAAGCUUCAGGUGGUAGAGUCGCAAAGCUCUAAGAAGGAGCUGACACCCCUGGAGGAGGCCUCCCUGCAGAAUCAGAAGCUGAAGGCUGCAUAUGAGGCCCGGAUGGCCCGUCUGGACCCCAGCCAGGCCAUGCAGAAGACGUCCCUGACCCUGUCCCUGCAGCGGCAGAUGAUGGAGAACCUAGUGAUCGCCAGAGCCCGGGAGGAGACACUGCAGAGGAAGAUGGAAGAACGCCGGCUGCGGCUCCAGGAGGCUGCCAACAGGAGGUUCUGCAGUCAGGUCGCCCUGACCCCCGAGGAGCGGGAGCAGCGGGCCCUCUACGCCGCCAUCCUGGAGUAUGAGCAAGACCACGACUGGCCAAAGCACUGGCGGGCCAAGCUCAAGAAGAGCCCAGGGGACCUGUCACUGGUGACCAACCUGGUCUCCCACCUGCUCAGGGAAAUAGUCAGUCCUCUGAAAUCCCACCCGGCAGGGCCACGUUACAGCGUCCCCGACCACCCCAUCUCGCAGCUCCUGAGGAAGCUCCAGUGUGCGGUGUACCGGGCACUGUACCCCAUCGUGAGCAGGGGUGCAGGGGGCGCCACCUCAGCCCCUGGCUGCUGUUCCCUGCCCCCUGAUGCUGACGGGCUGCUGACUCCUGGAAGCCGGCGGCUCCGGCCCUCACAGAGCCUCUACUGCCUGCCUUCCUCCCCAGAGCCUGGCCCGGCCCCCAGCCCUGCUACACCCCCACCCUACCACGGCUCCCCAGACACAGGGGUGGACAGCAGCCCCUUGGGGCCUCCCUCACCCCUAGUGGACACCUCAUCCCACCUGCCAGGCAAGGACAGCUCCUUUGAGGACCUGGAACAGUUCUUGGCCACUUCUGAGAGGUGGGGCCGGGGCCCUGGGGGGCAGCCUGAGCCCCAGACCCCAGGGGUGAGGAAGGAGCCGUUGCCAGAGCAGCUGAAGUGCGUGGUGAAGGACAUACACGACGCCAUUGACAGGCUGCUCGCGCUGACCCUCCUGGCUUUUGAAGGCCUGAACACGGCCGCCUCCAAGGACCGCUGCCUGGCCUGCAUCGAGGAGCCCUUCUUCUCCCCACUGUGGCCCCUGCUGCUGGCCGUCUACAGGAGCCUUCACCGUCUCCGGGAGGCUGCCCUUGGCAGGAGCAUGGAGCUGUACAGGAAUGCCCCCCCGGCAGCCAUUGGUGUCCCCACCAAGCUCCUCCCACGGGACCCCGGGGCCGCAGGAGCUGGUGCCUACCCCUACUGUGCUGCAGCCCAGGAGCUGGGGCUGCUGGUUCUGGAGAGCUGCCCCCAGAAGAAGCUGGAGUGCAUUGUGCGGGCCCUGCGGGUCAUCUGUGCCUGCGCUGAAGGCUACUACCGGGACCAGGAGGCUGAACCCCAGCCCGGCACUGCCGCCAUGCACUGGGACCAUGGGUUUCUGCCGGCCGCCUGACCCAUCUCCACCAAGGACCCUGGGCUCCAGCCUCCGCAGGCAGCAUGUUGUCAUCCCUAGCUAGCUCAUCCGGUGAAAUUUAGGACUACUUGUCCCAGAAGUGCGUGCUUCCCCUCAGUCACACGCCUGGGGGAAGCCACCUCAGGCCCAGUGUUCCCUGCACUGGGUCCCCAUCCCUGGGGUUCCUGCCCCACCCUCCUGAGGUAGGGCAGAGGUCUUCCCCACCUGGGCCCUACCUUAGUCCUACCUGGACCCACUUGUGGCCAGCAGCCUUCUUCCUCAGCCCUGGCACCACUCGGGCUGCUGUCCUCUUAGCACCUGCUGGGGCUCUGCCUCCUGACCCCACCCCUGGGUCAGAGAGGGAGUCGCCUGGAAGGCCCCUGUCCUUGCAGCCUGCUGGGCAGGCUGUGGCGCCUGCCUGCACAGAGGCCUACAGGUGCGACAGGUGGGAGUCUCAGCUGAGUGUGAGGUCAGCAGGGAGGCACUCCUCCCACUCCCACCCCACCCCCAGGGCCAGGGUGCUGGGCCUCAGCUGCAGGGUCUGGCCAGGGAACCCAGCCAGGCUCUCAGCGGCUGCUUUCACCAUGUUGCCAUCUGGCUGUGGAGUGAGUUGCUGCCAGUGAUGGGGUUCCAGGGCUGAAAGUGCUUCCAAGUCCUGGCAGCAGCCCACACUAGCUUCCUCCCAGGGAUAUCCCAGGGGCCAGGGAGCAUACCUACAGGUGUGUGGUCCCUGGGGAGGAGGGGGCCAGGCCACCCAGAAGUCCCUGGGAUGUGAGGCUUCCCUGGUCAUCCGGUUCAAACCCCAUGCUUUGCCUCCGUGCUCACUGCAGAGCCCACUGGCUGUGAGGCCUUGGGCCAGGCUCCGAGUGUCCCUUAGGGCCUCCCUUGCUCACUUAGGUG